Messenger RNA from Colletotrichum graminicola M1.001, 1977 nucleotides. RefSeq lists its product as uncharacterized. NCBI's taxonomy places the organism in Eukaryota, Fungi, Ascomycota, Sordariomycetes, Glomerellales, Glomerellaceae. Gene Ontology annotation, cellular component: microtubule organizing center attachment site; mitotic spindle pole body; chromosome, centromeric core domain. The transcript has 3 exons. The record is from RefSeq and is a predicted model, not a curated record. Gene Ontology annotation, biological process: nuclear inner membrane organization. Bases 1 to 1977 code for a protein of 658 amino acids.
AUGAGGCAACAAGGAGACAUUACCGACCCGCCAGUGGCCAAGACAACUAAUGUGCCUGUUACUACGACAUACGCGACGGCGCGAUCCCAUUCUCCCGAUUUCACGAGCCCGUCACAGAGCAUCUUCUGUUCAACAUGUCUCAAGAAUCAACACCUGUUUACCAGCUCCCUGGCGCAAUAUCUUCCCGACGACCCUGAUCACCCCGACUAUGCCGAAUUGGAACGGAAUAUGUACAAGUUUCGGCGGCGGCUGGAACAGAGAUACCCUCAGAUAUGCGCCCAGUGCGAGCCCAAGGUUCAAGCCCAGCUUGACCAUGCUGGAUACACGGCCAGGACCGACCACCUGCGGCGCAUGAUGGAUAGGAGCAGGAAGAACCGAGUUGCACCUAAGCUGCUAACGCCGUUGGACGUUGCGGCCAAGGUUGGGAAAUGGCUUUGGCUCGGAGGAAUCGCGUGCCAAUACAUGUGGCACGUUGCCUCCCUGGCAAUUGUCUUUGGGCGGCAUAUGGACGAAGGUCCGAUGCGAGACCCCGAUGCCGAAUCAACCAUCGCCCAGAGGCUCUCUAUUGCGUUGACACUACUCCUUCCCAGCCCGGAGCGGCUGAUACACUGGAGCUUGUGGGCGAAUGUCAUCAGCGUCUGGUGGAAUCCCAAGUUCGUCCAGGUAUUCCGGGGCUUCUCCCGGCAUAUCAUUGGGCUCUCGCACUGGUACACCUUCCAGGGACUCAUCUUGUUUACGAGGUUCUUGGCCAUGAGAAUGACAGAACUGAAGGGGGGUCACGCGGCUAAAGACAGCGCCCAGAUGAGCCUCCACGGCUUGAUGGCGGCUCUCAUGCUGACGAUAUAUGUCCUUGCACAACGAUCCGUCCGCAUCGAUACGACACCGCUUUUCCAGACCACCAGCACGCCUGUGGCAUCACCGCCAAGGCCACAACAAAAAUUACAGCUCCGUGGGGAUGACAACAAGAACAUGGCAAACCUUUUGGAUGAUAUAUUGGCUGAGUCCGGACCUGCGCCAGCAAUCCCCCCAAGCCCAACCAGUGUUGGCUCUGGUUCACCGGCACUCUUCCAGAGAGAAUUGCAGCAUCGAACAAGCGCCCGUAACAUAGGCUUAGGCACGCCACAGAAGCCACCUCAGUCGGAAUACGCGGAGGAGAUGGACUGGUCGCCGACGCAAUCGAAGCACCGCGCCUUCAACGAUUUCGGGCCUCCCAAAGCACCGAACCAGGUAUUCGGUCAGCCUGAUCCGGGUCCGAAUUCCAGUCCGUUCUGGUACAAGGUGCCCCCAGCGCCCGUCACGCCAGCGCAAAGGCUCCGCAACGGCCCUAAGAUUCUCGCGAAACCGGUCGAGAAGAAGUCCAUCUUCUCCAUCGGCAGCCCGAACGCAUCCGGAAGAAAUGCGCCGACCAAUGACGAAAACGGGGGCGCGAGCAAGGUGGCAUUUGCGGAACCCAAGUUCUUCGCACCAUCGACGUCCAACCCCAGCGACCCACGCAGCACGUUGGCGGACCUGCUCAACACGAGCUUUACGCUGAGUCAGGACGAGCCCGAAGAUGGAGAGGAGGGUGAAACAGGAAACCACAAGGCCGGGCCUGCCAGCGCCGGGCCCUUGGCGAGAACGGGCGGUCUGCGCAACAACAGGCUGCUGGACGUGUUCACCUUGGCGAUCGUCCUCGGCGCGUGGCUCCACGCGACUUCGGCGUCAUACCCGUACAGUCGGGACGUGAUGUUUGGUGCCAUGGUUCUUAGCAUGGCCAUUGCCACACACCUCACGGGCGACGCCAUCAAGGACAUGCGCAACGAGAGGACAGCCAGUUGGGCAUCCAUUGUCAACACUUCGCUAGGCAUUGGCGAGGUGGCGGUGGCAUGUCACUUUGCGCUCCAGAUUUGGGGCAACCGCACGCCAACAUCGAGCGUGCAGGGCGCCUCUGUCAUUGGCGCGAUGCUUGCGCACGAGAUGUGGAAUGCCGCUUGUUAA